AUGGCGCCACCCCGGGUGGUUCUGGCUGAUCUCCCACCUGCGGAGAAGGAGCGAAUGCUGUCUUUCCUCGUAGCCAACAAGGUUGAGUUCAAGCCUGACAUCUCGGGCAAGUUCUCGGCUGUUGUGAAGGUGAUCAGACCUGAGGCGCGUGAGGGUGCCAGUCCAGCCGCCUCCUCGCCGCCCAGAGGUGAUAAAACUCCGGAUCAAAUCAAUAUGGCAGGCUGGGUGCCCAGCGCGAGUAGCACUCCAAGCACUUCCGCGCGGACAGAGGAGACACCUGGCCCGGCGAAAGCCACCAAUCUCACAGCCGUGCAGAGCGAGCUGAAGAAGCGGUACCGCACCUUCACCGGCCUCCUGCCAGCCUUGGGCCAGCAUCCGAAGACCAUGAUGAAGGCGGAGCUCCUAAACUUCAUUGAGGAGGUCUACACUGCGCGGUACAACCAGGACCUCCUCCAGAUUCAGCAGCACGUCGAGGCAGAGGCCGUGGGAGUGCAGAAAAAGAAGAAGUUGCCGAGCGACUUGACCUCCUUCCCUCAGUCUGUGGUGACUGUGGCGGGCAAGCGUUACGGCCUGCGGCGAAUGGUGGGACAAGUGUGUUGGAGUGUAGCAAAGAGCGUCGAACUGCACCGGUCGGAGCACGAGGGCAUCGAGACCUUCGCGCGCUUCCUGGAGGAGUCCUAUGACGCCGUGGACGCCCUCUUCUACUUGGAGAUGCGCUGGGCCGCGCGGCAGAUGACUAUCCCACGGGGCAGCUGGCUGAGAGCCUGGAAGAAGAACCAGGUCCACUGA
Messenger RNA from Symbiodinium natans, 789 nucleotides. Lineage: Eukaryota; Dinophyceae; Suessiales; Symbiodiniaceae. The record is from the annotation of a GenBank genome assembly.